Pogoniulus pusillus (Red-fronted tinkerbird) is the source of this 4867-nucleotide messenger RNA. It is a transcript of the gene NCBP1, whose product is annotated as nuclear cap binding protein subunit 1. The transcript is spliced from 23 exons. Gene Ontology annotation, cellular component: nuclear cap binding complex; nucleus. Gene Ontology annotation, molecular function: protein binding; mRNA binding; RNA cap binding. The record is from RefSeq and is a predicted model, not a curated record. Gene Ontology annotation, biological process: regulation of mRNA processing; mRNA export from nucleus; nuclear-transcribed mRNA catabolic process, nonsense-mediated decay. NCBI's taxonomy places the organism in Eukaryota, Metazoa, Chordata, Aves, Piciformes, Lybiidae. The coding region runs from base 278 to 2662 and encodes 794 amino acids.
CAGCCAGCGCCCGGAAGCAGCAGGCAGGGGCCCAGAACGUUUCCUCUUCCGGCCGGUGCCCGCGGCCUGGCCACACGCCCCGGAAGUCCUCCAGGCCGCCGGGCGGACCAUACUGGGAGGAGCAGAGCGGCGCCGUGCGCAGCUCGCACCCGGAAGCAGAAGCGCGGCGGGGCCGGAAGCGGCCGCGGGGGAGUGGAGCGCGCGGCCGCCUGCCUGUCCCGCGCGAGGCGUCCCUGCUCCCUUCAGCUCCCCUCAGCGUCCCUCAGCGCCUCCCACCAUGUCGCGGCGGCGACACAGCGACGACAGCGACGGGCAGCCUCACAAGAGACGGAGGACGUCCGAGCCGUCGGAGAUCGAGGAGAGACUUGAGUCGCUGAUCUGCAGGGUGGGAGAGAAGAGCAAUUCAUCUUUGGAGAGCAACUUGGAGGGACUAGCUGGUGUUUUGGAAGCUGAUCUGCCAAAUUAUAAAAGCAAGAUACUAAGAAUACUAUGUACUGUUGCACGUCUGCUACCAGAGAAGCUUACGGUUUACACUACGCUGGUUGGGCUGCUGAAUGCCCGGAACUACAAUUUUGGUGGGGAAUUUGUAGAAGCCAUGAUUCGCCAGCUUAAAGAAUGUCUGAAAGUCAAUAUGUAUAACGAGGCUGUGCAUUUAGUUCGUUUUCUGUCUGACCUUGUGAAUUGUCAUGUGAUAGCUGCACCUUCAAUGGUAGCUAUGUUUGAGAACUUUGUGAGCGUGACACAGGAGGAAGAUGUACCCCAAGUACGAUGUGAUUGGUAUGUGUUUGCAUUUCUGUCAUCUUUGCCUUGGGUUGGGAAGGAGCUGUAUGAGAAGAAGGAUGCUGAAAUGGAUCGUCUCUUGUCACAAACAGAAAGCUAUUUGAAGCGCCGCCAGAAAAUUCAUGUCCCCAUGCUGCAAGUCUGGACUGCUGAUAAACCACAUCCACAAGAAGAAUAUUUAGACUGCCUUUGGUCUCAGAUUCAGAAGCUGAAGAAGGAUCGUUGGCAAGAGCGACACAUCUUGAGGCCUUACUUGGCUUUUGACAGCAUUCUUUGUGAAGCCCUUCAACACAAUCUGCCUCCCUUCACUCCACCACCUCAUACUGAGGAUUCUGUGUAUCCAAUGCCAAGAGUUAUUUUUAGGAUGUUUGACUACACAGAUGACCCCGAGGGACCUGUCAUGCCUGGCAGCCACUCUGUUGAACGAUUUGUGAUAGAAGAGAAUCUUCACUGCAUCAUCAAAUCCCACUGGAAAGAGAGAAAGACUUGUGCUGCACAGCUGUUGAGCUAUCCAGGAAAUAACAAGAUCCCUUUGAACUACCACAUAGUAGAGGUGAUAUUUGCAGAACUGUUUCAGCUUCCAUCUCCACCACACAUUGAAGUCAUGUACACAACACUGCUGAUUGAACUGUGCAAACUUCAGCCUGGCUCAUUACCACAAGUUCUUGCACAAGCCACAGAAAUGCUCUACAUGCGUUUGGAUACAAUGAAUACAACAUGUGUGGACAGAUUUAUUAACUGGUUUUCUCACCACUUGAGCAACUUCCAAUUCCGUUGGAGCUGGGAAGAUUGGUCAGAUUGUCUUACUCAGGACCUUGAAAAGCCCAAACCCAAAUUUGUGAGAGAGGUUCUGGAGAAGUGCAUGCGACUUUCCUAUCAUCAGCGAAUAAUAGACAUUGUUCCUGCAAGUUUUUCUGUCCUCAGCCCUGCUAAUCCAGUAUGCAUUUACAAAUACGGAGAUGAAAGUAACAGGUCUCUUCCUGGAUAUACUGUGGCACUCUGUUUAACAAUUGCAAUUAAAAAUAAGGCCAGUAACGAUGAAAUCUUCAGCAUUUUAAAAGAUGUGCCUAAUCCAAACCAGGAUGAUGAUGAUGAUGAAGGAUUUACCUUCAACCCUCUGAAAAUAGAAGUCUUUGUUCAAACUCUGCUCCAUCUAGCUGCCAAGUCUUUCAGCCACUCCUUCAGCGCCCUGGCAAAGUUUCAUGAAGUCUUCAAAACACUUGCUGAAAGUGACGAGGGGAAGCUCCAUGUCCUAAGGGUUGUGUAUGAGGUUUGGAAGAACCAUCCACAGAUGAUUGCUGUGCUUGUGGACAAGAUGAUUCGGACACAAAUUGUUGACUGUGCUGCAGUAGCAAACUGGAUCUUUUCUUCAGAGCUUGCCCAUGAUUUUACUAGGUUUUAUAUCUGGGAAAUCUUGCAUUCCACAAUUCGUAAGAUGAAUAAGCAUGUUCUGAAGAUUCAUAAAGAGCUGGAGGAGACUAAGGCAAGGCUGGCCAGGCAGCACAAAAGGCGAGAUAGUGAUGAUGAUGAUGAUGAUGAUGACCGAAGCAGUGAUCGGGAGGAUGGACCCCUGGAAGAGCAGAUAGAGCGCUUGCAGGAGAAGGUGGAGACAGCCCAGAGUGAGCAGAAGAAUCUCUUCCUUGUUAUAUUCCAGCGUUUCAUAAUGCUGUUAACUGAGCACUUAGUGCGCUGCGAGACUGGUGGGAUUGAUGUAUUCACACCUUGGUACAAGAGCUGUAUAGAAAGGUUGCAGCAGAUCUUCCUGCAGCAUCACCAGAUAAUCCAGCAGUACAUGGUAACCCUGGAGAACCUCCUGUUUACAGCUGAACUUGACCACCACAUACUGGCUGUGUUUCAGCAGUUCUGUGCUCUGCAGGCUUGAGGAUUGUCGAUGGACACAGCCUUGUCUGCAGGACUUUUAAUGAAUUGAAACAAAAAUUAAUUCUUUUUUUUUUCCAAAAAUGGGGAUAGAAGAUUUUUUUUGACUUAAAAAAAACCAAAUCUGGCUUUCAUGUGUUACUCUAUAAAACAACACAGUACUCUCAAACCUACAGCAAACUGUGUAAGCCUCAUAUAAGCCUUAUGAGAUAGAAUUGAUAGGGGGUAGAUGUGAAGUGAAAAAUAUGAAUUAUUAUUCUUGUCUUUUUAAUCUGGUUUGACUUUUAACUUCACGAUAAUUUGUGUGUGUGUGUGUUUGUUUCUCCCAUCUUGUUUAUAUAAAAAUCAAGGGAAAAAGAAGAUAAAAUUCCCAAAACCCCAAGCAAAACAAAACCCAAACAUAUCAAUUUGUUACCUCUGCCUGGCCCUUAAAUCAUAGGAACUGCAGAAACGAGAAGCAGCUCUCAGUAUUUUUGUGAGUGUGAAGGGGAAUGCAUCUUCUCAGUGAGCCCUGUGGUGAGUUCUCUAGUAUGGUACAGGACAAACACCUUUAAUUUGGGCAUGUGAAACACUUCGAGUGAAACUUUCAGAGCAGUGUGGAAGCAUCUUGGAUUUAUUACACAAGCCAGCUAGACUUCCACAGCUGAGAAGUUAACAAUUUUAAUUCAGUUGAAAUAAGUUUGGUUUGGGUUUUUUGUUGGUUUUUUUUUAAUGUAUUUGUCUAGCGUUUUAUUACAGUAGCUAUAAACAAUCAGUAGAAGAACUUCAUGGACAGCUUCUGAAACAGUGGAUUGAACCAAGUGGCCUCACCUCAUCUGGCUUAAUAGCAACUGCGUUGUGGUGGCUGCAUCUGCUGUCCUCUUUUAAAAUGCAACAGCAGCUCAUGGCUCUGGUGACUUCAGUAAGCAUUUUAACACUAGAUUUGGUCUCACAGGAGGUGUAGGCUGAGAGAACGACCUGAAAAGAGAGUAGCCUUAGUUUUAAGUUAUGCAAUUAACACCUACAGAAAGAACAAACCAGAGCGGUCUGGGCUAGGGUGAGCAGCAACAAGAGCCAAGCACACUGCCUUAGGCGCUCAGGUUCUUAGGCACUCAGUGUGUGGUUUAUUCCUGAGCUGUUUGCAGUUCCUCACCUCUGCAGAUGAAUGUUUAAAUGGUCUCAUGCCCACCACUGUUCAGUUUGUGCUUAGAAAACAAUGAGCCUUGAGCAAUUCUGUUCCUGUACCAAUUUUUUUCCCCUUUUCCAAGUACUAUACACCUGGUGAUGCAUUUCAUCCAUACACUGACCAGUUGACCUCUUGAUCAAGCCAGGAGGGUGAAAACCAGAACUUCCUGCUUUGUAAACCGAAGUUUGCGCAUGGCCCUGUCAUAAUGCCACAUAUCCUCCCUAGACUAAGCUCUGUUCCUUCUGCUUUCCCUGCUUGGCCUCUCUGAUUUGACUGACCCCCUCCACUCUUUCAGGGGAUACUGUUUAUUUGUUGUACAUUUGCUUUUAUGCAAGGGUUUUGUCAGUCAUGCACAGACUUCUGCUUCAGAUCUUUGCUAUUGAGCAAUCCAGUAGUUGUGUUUGUGUUUUAGGCUUGGUUGUUCAUUGAUUUGGGUUUUUUUUGUUUGUUUGUUUUCUAAGGAACAUUUAAUACUGUAGAGGUUUUAAUUAAUAGUGGUGUGUUUUUUUUUCACUGUCUUGGCUCAAUAUCAGAGUUCUGGUUAUUAACUAAUGGUGGUGAUGGGGGGGGAGUGUCUCAUCUAUAAAUGUGACUUCUGUAAAACUGAUAACACAGCUGAAACCUGCAAACCUGUAACUUCCUCUGAGCCUUGACAAAUACGGGUGUGGGGGAUCCAGUUGCAAAUGCCUGAGCUUAGUCCUGCUAUUUUUUUUUAAACAAAAACAAAACAUAAAAAAAAGCAUCAAUGUCUUUCAAAAUGGAUUUGACUUCCAUGGUAAGCAUGGGCUUUGGAUUGCAUUUCUUAAAGUUUGUUGGACACCUUCCCCUCUCUGUAGGUCCAGCAGUGUACACUCAACUCAACCAUGAAGGUGGUUAGAUCUGUAGAGAGAAGAAGGAGAUUGGUUGCAUAGCGAUACCCAGUGGCUUAGCUGGAGAAACUUGGAACUGCUGAAGCAUGAGGUGUUUAAAGAUACUGUAGAAAUGUGUGGUUGGAGAAGAAAUGCACAAUUAAAGAAAAAAAUAAAUGAAGGUGAAGCAGGUUGC